AUGGCCAAACGUAAGGUGGACGCUGAGAACAGGGGGUUUCAAGGUAGGUGGGAGGCAGAGUACAUGUUCACGGAGGUAAAAGGCAAACCUGUGUGUCUUCUGUGUGGAGAAAGUUUGGCUGUAAUGAAAGAAUAUAAUCUUAGGAGGCACUAUCAAACAUCUAGAAACUCAGACAAAGACAAGAAUAUGGACACGGAACAAAGGCUACAGAAGGUGGAAGAAUUAAUGCGAGGCCUUAAGUCCAGGCAGGCUAUGUUCACAUAUGCCAAAUCACAAAGCGAGGCUGCUGUCAAGGCUAGCUUUAUUGUGGCAAAAGAGGUCGCAAAAUCAGCCCGGCCCUUUACAGGAGAGUUUAUCAAAAACUGUAUUCUUGAAGUUUGUGACGCAGUGUGCCCAGACAAAAGGCAACUCUUCUCAAACGUGAGCCUAAGCAAAAACACCGUUGCUGAACGUGUAGACCAGCUUUCCACCAACAUAAAAGAACAGCUUGUGAGAAAGGGAAAAGAUUUCAUCGCAUAUUCUCUUGCUGUGGAUGAGAGCACGGACACAUCUGACAUUGCCCAGCUGUCAAUUUUCGUCCGUGUAGACUCCAGCAUAAAGAAGGUUUUGGCAUUACGUCCUAUGCAUGGCACAACUACAGGACAAGAUCUGUAUGAAGAGGUAUCCAGAUGUGUAAAUGAGAUGGGGCUGCCUUGGGAAAAACUCGUGGGAUUAACCACAGACAGAGCACCCGCACUGUGUGGGCACAGGAGUGGAUUGGUGGCAAGGAUGCGUGAGAGGAUGCUGGAGGAAAACGUCACAUAUGAGUUGACAGUUUAUCUCUGCAUCAUACACCAGGAGUCGUUGUGUGGCAAAGCCUUGAAAAUGGAACAUGUAAUGAGCACCAUAACACGAGCAGUUAACUUCAUCAGAGCCAAAGGUUUAAAUCACCGCCAGUUCAAGGCAUUUCUGGGCGAGUUAGAUACAGAGUAUGGUGACUUGCCGUAUCACACAGAGGUGCGAUGGCUAAGCCAGGGAAAGGCAAAGAUUUUGCGUGAGGAGAUCUGUCUGUUCGUGGAAAGCAAGGGGAAAGACACAACAGAGCUCCGAGAUGAAACUUUCCUGUGUGAAAUGGCGUUUCUCUGCGACAUCACGAGCCAUCUGAAUGUGAUGAAUCUGCAGCUGCAGGGACGGGGACGUGUCAUCUCUGAUAUGUACAGUACAGUGAAAGCCUUUAAAACCAAGCUGAGUCUGUGGGAGACGCAGAUGCGGAAAGAAAACUUAAGCCACUUUUCCAACUGCCAGACCAUGAAAGAGAAGCUCUCUACUGCAGUGUUCCCGAGUGCACAGUUUGCUUAUAAAAUUAGCAUACUUGCCGCCGACUUCCGACGCCGAUUUGCAGACUUUGAAGCCCAAAAAAGCAGGUUUGAACUGCUCAGCAAUCCUUUUGCAGUGGAUGUAGAAAGCGCACCACCAAAUCUGCAAAUGGAGUUGAUUGAGCUCCAGUGCAAUGACACACUGAAGGCAAAAUAUGAGAGAGUGGGUGCUGAGGAGUUUGCACAUUUCAUCCCCGACACAAUGCCGCAGUUGCGCAUCCAAGCUGCUCGGACGCUCUCUAUGUUUGGCAGCACAUACCUGUGUGAACAACUGUUCUCUCUGAUGAAGCUCAACAAAACAUCACACAGGAGCCGUCUGACUGAUAAUCGCCUCCACUCAAUCCUGAGGAUUUCCUCAGCUCAGAGCCUAACCCCGAACAUUGAUGAACUUGUACAAAAGAUGAGACACCACCAAGUAUCAGGCUCAGCCUCAGACAAGUGA
Penaeus vannamei (Pacific white shrimp) is the source of this 1797-nucleotide messenger RNA. NCBI's taxonomy places the organism in Eukaryota, Metazoa, Arthropoda, Malacostraca, Decapoda, Penaeidae. The record is from RefSeq and is a predicted model, not a curated record.